Molecule: messenger RNA, 855 nt
Organism: Mucor velutinosus
Lineage: Eukaryota; Fungi; Mucoromycota; Mucoromycetes; Mucorales; Mucoraceae
Product: microtubule integrity protein mal3
Exons: 1
Coding region: 1-855 (284 amino acids)
Molecular function (GO): DNA binding
Source: RefSeq, a predicted model, not a curated record
AUGGAAACAUACAUUGGAUACAUCAAAUCGCCACAAGAUGCUCUUUUGAUCUUUGAAGCAUGUCGAAGAGGCACCUUGAACAGAGUGCAGAGACGUUUAACAUCAAAAGAACGCUUAAACAUUCAUUCUGGAUCUGUAUUUGCUUGGGAUGAAAACGAAGCUGGUAUGCGACGAUGGACAGAUGGUCGUACAUGGUCUCCAAGCAGAGUACUAGGCAGCUUCCUGACCUAUAAAGAGCUGGAUACAAAGCGCAGACCCCGUAGGCCUACCAAUGUGAUGCCUGGUGUCAAGCAAGUGGCCUUCUCCUACAAGCAAAAUGGCCUCAUCAAGCAGAGCUUUUCAAUCUGCACAACAACAAAUCAAAAAAUCCACCUCAUCUCUUACUACACAAAAUCAGACAUCCUCUCUGGCCGCUUAUUAAGGCCAUCUCAAGACAGUCGAUUCAACUCUAUUGAAAUCCCAAAGGGAUUAUAUCCUGAAUUAAACCCUCUAGACAUUGGUGGAGGACAUGUUGCUUCCAUGCAGCAUUAUCAGCGCCAUGACUCCAUGGAUUCCUCUUGCUCUGGAGUCGACAACUUGUCCGUUUCUUCGUCGUCCACUACAAACUCAUCAUUGCCACCACCAUCCCUUACAUCAUCAUCGACAUCUCCUCAGUCAUUGGAAGACGACUAUAAUGAAACCAUACUAACACCACUAAAUCAUACCAAAGUUUAUCAUCAACAGCCCAGUCCGAAACUUUUGUCCACAUCAUCCACCUCAUAUUUGCUACCUAUACAAGACAUUGCUUGGGAGAAGUUACCAUCAUCAGAAGACGACCGUCAGUUGAAUGCGUUACGAGGCCACGUCCGUAUCUAA